Moneuplotes crassus is the source of this 2069-nucleotide messenger RNA. NCBI's taxonomy places the organism in Eukaryota, Ciliophora, Spirotrichea, Euplotida, Euplotidae. The record is from the annotation of a GenBank genome assembly.
UAAUAAUUAACCAAAAUGGUCGAGUGGUGGAGAUUGCUCAUGAUAUUCGUCCUGGUCUGUAUGUCAGCCCUUUUCUCAGGGCUCACUCUUGGACUAAUGGGACUGGAUACAAGAAAUUUAGAGUUAUUAACAAUGGGUCCUUUUGAGGACAAAGAGGCAGAAAAACAAGCUAAAUAUGCAAAGAAAAUAUUACCUCUCAGGAGAUCUGGAAACUUGCUCCUGUGCACAUUAUUGCUGGGAAAUGUUGCUGUAAAUGCUCUCUUGUCUAUUUUCCUAGCUGAUUUGACAUCUGGAAUGGUUGGAUUCUUUGCAAGUACGACGCUGAUUGUUAUUUUCGGUGAAAUUACUCCACAAUCAAUCUGUUCAAGAUAUGGGUUGGCUAUAGGAGCAUAUACAGUCUACGUUGUGAGAGUGUUUAUCGUCCUCCUCUACGUCAUCGCUAAGCCUAUAGCCAUUAUUCUUGAUUGCAUCUUGGGAGAAGAACUUGGAAAUAUUUUGUCCAAGAACCAAAUGAAGAAACUUUUUGAAAUGUAUGAAAACGAUAAGCUCUUAGAUCCUGAUGAAAGGAAACUUAUGGUUGCCGCACUCGAGAUUCAGGAUAAGAAAGCGAAGACUAUUAUGACGCCUAUGGAUAAGAUAUAUAUGCUUGAUAUUAAUACGAGGCUCACUGAAGAUAAAAUUCAUGAAAUAUACUUGCAAGGAUUCAGCAGAAUCCCUAUUUUUGAUGGCAAACGAGAUAAUGUAGUUGGAAUUUUGUUAGUCAGAGAUUUGCUUGUGAUCAACCAUUCUAAAGAAGCGGUUGUUCUCAAGCAGCUUGGAAGCCUCAUCAUCAGAGAUUUGAUCGUAGUGGAUGCAGAGUCAAGACUUGCACCUAUCCUGAAAGAAUUUAAGAAGGGAACUUCUCAUAUGUGCUUGGUCAGGAGCAUUGUUAAUACCGGUGAAGCCGACCCUUACUACAGAAAUCUGGGCAUAAUCAGCUUGGAAGACAUUAUAGAAGAGAUCCUCCAAGAUGACAUUGAAGAUGAGAUCGACCAGGAGAAGCAAUCAUUUAAGAAAGGAGACGGUAUGGCAAAGCAGAAAUUACUUGACUUGUUCAGCAAGAAACAGUGUUCGAAAGUUUUGUCCGAUAAUGAGAGAAACGCAGUCUGUAGCUACCUUCAAAAGUACGAGGAGCCAUUUAAGAGGACAGCUAUUAGCUCCUCAUCUUUAGAGGAGCUUGUUGCUUAUAGCCAGGUUGUCAAUAUUCAUUCAAAUACUCAAAAUUAUGAUGACUCAGAAUCUGAUGAAGAAGAUAAGCGCGUUAUUGAGAUUAAAGAUAAUCGAAAACUUGUAGAUAAGAAUAACCCAGAUGGUGGCGACAGUAAUGCUGAUCAAAAUGACAUCGAGAAGCAGGAUACAGACGACAUUACAAUAAUUAAAGCAUCAAGGAUUAAGUCUCAGUUUGGUAAAAGACGGGGGAUUUCAGAAGUUAUAAAGCCAAGUGAUGUUACCCUAAAGUUUAGUAAUGUUCAUAAGACUAAAACACCACUCCCUGGGCGUGACCAUUCUAUUCCUGAAGCUUCAGAGGAGAGUAAUUACUUUGAGCAUUCAGAGUCCGAGGUCAGUAAAUCUAUCGAUCAUAAUAACACGAAUGCUGGACUUGCAGACGCAAAAUAUAGUGGAGAUUCAAGUGAAGCUUCAUAUAGCGAUUCGAGAGAUGGCUCUGCUUAUAAUUCUGAGGAUGGUUCUGGAAUGAAUAGAAACUCAUAUAGAUCAUCAAUCCAUGAUAAUAUCAGAAUGGAGGACAUUAAUCCAGUCCUAUUUGUCAGAAAUGCCCCGUCUCAGGACUUCUACCUCAUCUUGAGAGGAAAAGUUGAGAUUAUUAGUGGGAAAGAUGGAUUCAGAGUUGAAAUAGGUUCAUUUACUAGUAUUGGGUCAAAUGCCUUGCUUGAAGAAGACUAUAAGCCUGAUUUCACAGCUAAAGUACUAGGAGAGGCGAAGUUGUUAAAAAUUACAAGAUCUUCAUAUGUUGAGUACCUUAGAUAGCAGCUCCAAAUAUCCUAAAUUCUGUAAAAUUAAUCUUUACUCAC